GCGCGGACGGCUUGGGCUACGAUCAAAACUUCUGAGAAAACUUYAUCCGACUGAAAUUUCACCCAAUAUUGACAGAUUGCUUAACUUAGGGUGCAGUUUUCCUAUAAUUUGGUUYUGUGCAAUCUUAGUUUUAUGAUUAAACCAUGGGGAACAAAUCAAGCUCAGUMGAAGAGCAAGGCACUCAAGAUGUGCAGACAGCUGAAAACGAUACGGCUGACACUACACCACAACACGAAGCUAAAAUAACUAAGCCAAACAAAUCGAAAGCUAUAUCUCUUAGUGAUACGAACGCUGAAGAGCUCAAAAAGGUUGGCGUACRSGMUGAACUGGCGGAGAAACUUGCUCAGGAAGCCAGCAACGGAAAGCUAAAAGUUCUUGGCGAUGUUGUCAACUUGUUAGAAAGUGCUGGAGUAGCAAUGCAGGUAAACUUUGAUGGGAAUUUCCAUAUCGAGAAAGACUCCUKUGGUGCGUUGUCUCUGCAGUAUCAAGAUCCACACAAGAAAAAGAAGAGAAUCUUCAGCUUUCGACGAUCUUUUAGUGGAAGGAAGCGAAAGGAGMGAGAAGACGAUGACCCAUCRUGGAUUCCUGAUGAAGAAGAACAACAAGAAGGAAAGCGUUUCAAGCUCAAGAGUCAUUCAUCAAAGAGCGAAGAUGAUGAUGAAACUGAGGAACCUCUUAAUGACAGYGAAAAACUUGAUGUCAACACCGCAACCGAAGAUGAGCUGGAAGCCUUGGAUGGAAUAGGUCCAAGCCUUGCAAAGAAGAUCAUUCAAUACCGUGAGCAACAUGGCAAGUUUCACCAGCUGGAAGACCUUGCUGCUGUGAAAGGAAUCAGCAAAAGAUCCGUCAGAAAGUUGUCAGCUCAUUUGAGAGUUGAAGAGUUUGAAGAUAGCUGUGUGAAGCCCUGUUCUGGUAUAAAACUCAGCUCAAUUCCAUCUGACAACAAACUUAAAUACGGUAAGCGAGAGGUGGUGAGGAUCAUAUCGUGGAACUUGCAAUGCUUCAGCAAUGAGAAGGCMUCCAAUGAAGGUGUCAUUGAAGUCAUUUGCAGGACAAUUCUUGAAAAUGGAAUCAGUAUCGCUGUUCUGCAAGAGAUAGGAGAUGAAGAAGCGAUCAAUAAGAUAAAAGAUCAGCUAAACCAUCCUACCAUUAAAGGACUAAAAAAGCUUAAAAACAGCAAAGCAAGCUGGGAGUGCAUAACAUCUGAUGUUGCCGGCCCAAUGUUCAGGUCCAAGGAAUACAAUGGAUUUCUUUUUGACACCAGUCGUGCAAUUGAAGUAACAAGUCACGAUUUGAUAGAGAAGCCGACRAAAGGGAAAAAGCAGUUUAGUAGAAGGCCAUUCCUUGGUUACUUCAAGGCAUCUGGCUUUGAUUUUGUUGUGGUCAGUGUUCACCUGAAGGCUACUGGUCUUGGAAAUGAAGAUAUUGGCAAACUGCAGAAAGAGCUGGCUAAUAUCCCUGAAGUCAUUGCUGCAAUAAAGGAGAAAAUYCCAGGGGAAAAAGACAUGGUGAUUGUUGGAGACUUUAACUUGGAACCUGAUGGAAAAGAGUUUGAUUCUUUCCGUACAUCGGGAUUGAGUCACCUUAUUCCUGAGACUAUGUACACCAACAUUAGCACCUCCAACUUAGAUGGAUCCAAGUGUUAUGACAACAUAUGGAUAGGUAACCAUACCAAGGACCAUUACUCAACUGGACGAGCAGGUGUAAUCCGUCAAGGUAUGAGACACAAAUUGAUUCCCGAUGGCUGGGGUCAAAAUGGCGUCGUUUCAGAUCAUUGCCCUGUGUGGGGUGAAUUCUACUGCGAUCGUGACAUGGACAAAACAACGGGAAAUGAAGAUGUUGAAGACAUUGUCAUUCAAACCAAAACUUGAGCGAUGUGYACCUGUGCAUUGUGGGGAAGAUAAAGAUUGUACCUUGGAUUUAAAAGCUAGAAAAUGCGAUAGGUUAGUGUGAAUUUAUUGUAGUAUAAAUUAAUUGUAUUUUUAAGUAGUAUUUAUAGUUAAAUAGUUUUGUAGGAAAACUUAAGAUAAACUAAAUUGUAAAUAGUAAUUUUACCAAGCCUUCUAGAAUUAUCUAGUUAGAUAGGAAUUUUAAAUAGAUCCAUACACAGUCUCAUGUACUUAUAGCAGUUAGGAAAUAAGGUGUUUUACACCACAGGAAUCCCAUGUCAUGACACAGGAAUCCCAUGAGGAUAACCAAGUACAUAAUGUUUUCUCUUUUUUUUUACUUUUGAAAUUUAAAUAGCAUCAUUAAKGAAAGUGAGAGAACUUUCUAAUCAAAUUAGACAGCUCACAGUGUAAUAUGUACUAAUAAGUUUUUUUUUAACCAAAAUUUUUAAUAGAAUUCAACACAAAACUUCCAAACAUUAGAAUUAUAUUUAAAUAAUUAAAUCAAAUCUAUUUAAUGUAGGAUGUAUAAGUAAAGUCAUAUUUUUAGAUGAA
Exaiptasia diaphana is the source of this 2441-nucleotide messenger RNA. Its product is annotated as endonuclease/exonuclease/phosphatase family domain-containing protein 1. Gene Ontology annotation, molecular function: DNA binding. Gene Ontology annotation, cellular component: plasma membrane. The transcript has 9 exons. Gene Ontology annotation, biological process: DNA repair. Lineage: Eukaryota; Metazoa; Cnidaria; Anthozoa; Actiniaria; Aiptasiidae. Bases 144 to 1871 code for a protein of 575 amino acids. The record is from RefSeq and is a predicted model, not a curated record.